UUUGAGAGUGGGUGAACAGAUUAGAAAAUAAGCAAGCCACUUUUUUUCCUGUGAUACUACGUUCCCCUGGUAACGUGAGGCGUUCACACUGUCCCUCUUACAUCUGUAGUCAGAUGUAGGACACAGUCUGACCCCCUCUCUGCGUGUCUCAGUAUUUCUAAGUGGCCCGCUGAAGCAACUAUACACCACCUUGCCUCUUUUACCAGAAUGCAUCUUACAACAGAGGAGAAGAUAGAGCUGGGGUUCAAUCCUGCAUUUUCGGGCAGUGAUGAACAGCCACAUUUGAGAGUCGACAUUGUGGAGCAACCAAACGCUGAAGCCCUGGAGGAGACCAGGGACAAAGGUGUAGAAUUGGUCUACUCCCUUAAUGACAGGCCACCAUGGUACCUCUGCAUUCUGCUUGGCUUCCAGCAUUACAUCCUUGCAUUCGGUGGCAUCAUUGCAGUCCCAUUGAUCCUUGCUGAGCCACUUUGCAUAAAAGACAAUAAUGCUGCCAAAAGUCAACUAAUUUCUACAAUCUUCUUUGUUUCGGGUUUAUGCACACUCCUGCAAACAGCUGUUGGAACCAGGUUACCAAUCCUCCAGGGUGGGACCUUUAGUUUCAUCACUCCAACUCUGGCCAUCCUUGCCCUGCCAAAGUGGCAGUGUCCAGGCCCAAAUGCUCCUGUGAUGCAGUCCAUGCAGCUGCAGAAUGGUACCAUUUCCCCAAUGGAUGACUCUGAUGAGGUCUGGAUGUCACGAAUGCGUGAGAUCCAGGGGGCCAUAUUGGUGUCUUCCCUCCUUCAGAUUACCCUGGGCUUCUCUGGGCUGGUGGGUCUUGUUCUGAAAUUCAUUGGGCCACUGGCUAUUGCUCCUACUAUCAACCUUAUUGGCCUGUCUCUGUUCAUUGAAGCUGGAAAGAAAUGUGGAGGUCAUUGGGGAAUAGCUGCUCUCACAGUCUGCCUGAUCCUUCUCUUCUCCCAAUAUCUCAGCAAAGUUGAUGUUCCAAUGAUCGCUUAUAAGGAUAAGAAGUGGAAGGUUUUCCAGUAUCCUCUUUUCAAGCUAUUCUCUGCUUUGUUCGGGAUGUGUGGUGGCUGGCUGGUCUGCUUCUUACUGACUAUCUUCGACGUCCUACCUUCAAAAUCUGAUCAGUAUGGCUUCUCAGCUAGAACUGACAUAAGCUUGGAGGCUGUAACAAACUCGCCAUGGUUCCAUGUACCCUACCCAGGCCAAUGGGGUUUACCCACAGUAAGUUUGUCCUCAGUGUUGGGUAUGAUGGCAGGCGUCUUGGCAUCAACCAUGGAAUCGAUUGGCGACUACUAUGCCUGUGCUCGAUUGUCUGGUGCUCCUCCUCCACCAACACAUGCCAUCAACAGAGGAAUCGCAGUGGAGGGAAUAGGCUGCAUCCUGGCAGCACUGUGGGGAACUGGAAAUGGCACCACCUCCUACAGCCAGAACAUUGCUGCACUUGGAAUUACCAAGGUUGGUAGUAGACUGGUCCUGCAGACAACUGGAAUUCUGAUGAUUGUCCUGGGGAUUUUUGGGAAGUUCGGAGCAGUUUUUAUUACCAUUCCAGACCCUGUUAUUGGAGGAAUGUUCCUUGUUAUGUUUGGAAUGAUUGCAGCUGUGGGGAUAUCUAACCUCCAGUAUGUUGAUCUUAACUCUUCUCGCAACCUCCUCAUCCUCGGCUUUUCAACCUUCAGUGGAAUAAAAGAGUUGGACCAAGUGAUCGUUGUGCUCUUCACCACUCAUAUGUUCAUCGGUGGAUUCUUUGGAUUCAUCUUGGAUAAUACGAUUCCAGGCACUGAAAAAGAAAGGGGCAUCAAGAAUUGGCAGGACAAGGUGCACGAGCAAGGCAAAAGCUCUUGUGACCUAUCCUGCUAUGAUAUCCCAUUCUGCAAAGGUUUCUUGAAAAGAUUUAAAUGUUUCCAAUAUCUGCCCUUCCUUCCUUCUUAUAAGACCUCAAAGGAAGGGGAAUCCCAGUAAGGAGGGUGGUAUCUCUCUAGGCACCUCUGAUGCUGCCUUACACUGAGAAAAGCAAAGUGGAGAAAUCUCAAUACAUUGGCAUUUAAUUUAACAUGAGUACUUUUUUCAAUAAUAUGGAGAGUGCACAGUCUUUACUAUAUUACUUUUACAUGGUUAUUGAUGAUAUGAAACCUUGCAAUGGAGCAGUUAGGCGCAUACGGUGACAACUUUAUGCUCCGGUUCUGUUCCCACAUUCCCAUACAGGCAGGUUUGUUGAUUUUAACAAAUUAAAUAUAAAGCAUUUAAUCCCUAAAAUUAUUGAAAGCUGGUGCUAGUUCUGAUUAUAGUUAUUUUAGAAUUAGCAUGAUUUAAACAUGUGAAGAUUAAUCAAAAGUGGUGUUGCUGAUAUGGGACUGGUCAGACCCUUCGUGUAAUAUAAGACAAAGAAAUUACCCAUAUAUUAUGUAAAUUAUAUCAAAUGUUUUUUGAUGUUUAAUAUUAUGUGUUUUGUGCAUAAUAAAAAGGAGCACUUCAACAAAGAUGUGCAGCUCUUGUUAGAGUUAUAAUUGUGUAAGCAAAAAGCAUCAUAAAUAUCAUAAAUAUGACCUGAAGAGCUGUGACAUUGAAUUGUGAAGAAUGCUUUCAAGAUUAUCUAUGUCAGCUUCAAUUAAAUGUAAUUUUUCAUUCAAUCUUGUUUUUAUAAUGGUCUUUUUUUUUUAAAUCAAUUUAAUUUUAUGAACAAAUAACAUGUAUUUUAAUCUAUAUACUGCACAUCAACCUUUUAGCUGUAACCCAUCUAUUUUUUAUGGGAUAACUUACUACCUCAUCAAGAACACUAACUUGUAGAAGAAGAUGAGUCAUCAUUUUUAUUAAACCAAAUAAGUAUAAUGUCAAUACUGACUGCUGUAUUUAAUGUAAUAAAAGUUACUUCUU
Molecule: messenger RNA, 2877 nt
Organism: Menidia menidia (Atlantic silverside)
Lineage: Eukaryota; Metazoa; Chordata; Actinopteri; Atheriniformes; Atherinopsidae
Source: the annotation of a GenBank genome assembly